Phalaenopsis equestris is the source of this 1979-nucleotide messenger RNA. RefSeq names its product WD repeat-containing protein WRAP73. The transcript is spliced from 6 exons. Lineage: Eukaryota; Viridiplantae; Streptophyta; Magnoliopsida; Asparagales; Orchidaceae. The coding region runs from base 353 to 1747 and encodes 464 amino acids. Gene Ontology annotation, molecular function: protein binding. Gene Ontology annotation, biological process: protein localization to mitotic spindle pole body; mitotic sister chromatid segregation; microtubule anchoring at mitotic spindle pole body. The record is from RefSeq and is a predicted model, not a curated record. Gene Ontology annotation, cellular component: MWP complex; microtubule organizing center; mitotic spindle.
UGCAAAUAAAAACCCUAGCCCCUGAAAAAUGAAAUAAAUCGCCAAUGCGUGCUUUUUUCAAGGCAUUGGGACGGUCGCACGAAAAAAUGUAUUUUUAUAAAUUUUUUGAACGAUGAAAAGGGGCAACAUUUUACGGAUGACCCAUUUUUAUUGAACGGAGUAGCAGUGCAAUAUUUCUUGCUGAGAUUAGUUGGUUUUUCGAAACCAAUGGCGGGCUCCAUACCUUGUCAAACGCUGCAUUCGGAGUGGCUUGCAUCAUGGGCUGCUGAUGUGGAAUAACGCUUAGAGGUAGGGGUUUUACUCUGUUGGAUCUCUGAUUGUUUGAGUAGCGGUAGUGAUCCACUAGUUGUCCAUGGAUUUCACCGAUUCCUACAAGCAGACGGGGCCUUGUAGUUUCUCCCCAAACUCCCACUAUCUCGCUGUCGCCGUCAAUUACCGCCUCGUGAUACGCGACCUUGUUUCACUGAAGGUUGUACAGCUUUACUCCUGUGUUGACAAAAUAAGCUAUAUAGAAUGGGCAUCCGAUUCGGAGUACAUCCUUUGUGGUCUUUACAAGAGGCCAGUGGUUCAGGCUUGGUCAUUAACCCAAUCAGAAUGGACUUGUAAAAUAGAUGAAGGCCCUGCUGGAAUUGCUUAUGCAAGAUGGAGCCCUGAUAGCCGCCACAUACUGACAACUUCUGAGUUCCAGCUACGAUUGACUGUCUGGUCACUUGUGAACACUGCUUGUGUUCAUGUGCAGUGGCCGAAACAUACUUCAAAGGGUGUUUCUUUUACCAAAGAUGGAAAAUUUGCUGCUAUUUGCACCAGAAGAGACUGUAAAGACUACAUAAAUCUGCUUUCUUGUCAUUCAUGGGAAAUCAUGGGUACUUUUGCAGUUGAUACAAUAGACUUGGCCGGUGUUGAAUGGUCUCCAGAUGAUAGUGCCCUUGUAACAUGGGAUUCACUACUUGAUUAUAAGGUUCUCAUUUAUUCUCCAGAUGGCAGAUGCUUGUUCAAGUAUCAAGCAUAUGAAAGUGGUUUAGGUGUGAAAACUGUAACAUGGUCCACAUGUGGCCAGUUUCUUGCUGUGGGUAGUUAUGAUCAGACUCUAAGGGCAUUGAAUCACCUAACAUGGAAAAUUUUUGCUGAAUUCACGCAUAUACCAACUAUUCGUGGGCCUUGUGAUGCUGCUAUUUUCAAGGAAGUGGAUGAACCUUGGCAACUUGAUAUGGCUGAAUUAUCUUUGAGCAAAGAUUUCCCCAAUAAUUUACAAGGCAACUAUCAUGAAAACGCUGCUGAGGGGAGCUCUGGAGUUAAGUACAAAUUAAUGGGCCUUCCUAUUAGUUUACCAUACCAAAAGCCAGCAAUAGACAAGCCUAAUCCGAAACAAGGCAUCGGUUUAUUAUCAUGGAGUAAUGACAGCCAGUAUCUCUUCAGCCGUAAUGACAGCAUGCCUAACGUUCUUUGGAUAUGGGAUAUUCGCCAUCUCGAGCUUGCCGCCGUAAUGAUCCAGAAAGAGCCGAUACGUGCCGCGGCGUGGGAUCCAACUUGUCCCCGCCUUGUGCUGUGCACCGGCAGCGCCCAUCUGUACAUGUGGAAUCCUUCAGGAGCUUACUGUGUGAAUAUUCCACUGCCUCAGUUUGCUGUUUUCGAUCUUAAAUGGAAUGCAGAUGGAAGCCGUCUUCUGCUCAAGGAUAGAGACACUUUCUGCUGUGCUGCAUUGGAGAGAAUGGUGCCUGAAUCAUAUGAUUGUGAUUCUAACGAAUAGCUGUUGGCUGGAAAGAUUUUUGGCCUCCUGCUCUUUUCUGAGAUAUCAUGUUGGGUUGGUUUGAAUUUGGUUUCAAUUGAUUUAAUCAGGACAAUCAGUCUUCGAAUUAGUUUAGGUCUAAUGCUAAUUGUUGAUUAUCCUUUGUGUUUUAUUUUUGUACAGAUUGUAUUUUGGUUAGAAAAUGCAACAUUCUUCCGAAUGUUUAAUAACAAAUUUGUCAUAUAUUCGCUUA